Messenger RNA from Talpa occidentalis (Iberian mole), 1808 nucleotides. RefSeq names its product spermatogenesis associated 48 (gene SPMIP7). Bases 429 to 1736 code for a protein of 435 amino acids. The record is from RefSeq and is a predicted model, not a curated record. Lineage: Eukaryota; Metazoa; Chordata; Mammalia; Eulipotyphla; Talpidae. The transcript has 9 exons.
CUAUAAAAUAUUAACAUAUGGCAAAACCUAAAAGUAGAUAAAAAAUGAGCAGUUUUCCUGAGCAUUGAGGAAAAAGCUAAAAUGGAAAUCUUGCCACUGAAGCUAUUUUUGUUUUUCUUAAGAAUUUAAUUAUGAUGUAUAUACUAAGUACUCUAAUGUGUUAACAGUUCUAACCGUUGCCAAGAUACAACAGUUCUGUUUUGUCUUGUCUGUCUUAUUCCUUUGCCAUACUAUACCUUCCUCUAGAAGAGAAAAAAAAAAUUGACUUAAAAAAAAAAUCAACAUUUUAAAAGUCAAUUCAAUAACUCUGUUCUCUAAGUUAUAUUAACCAAUGCUCAAUCCCUGGAAAAUUGUGUUUUUAUAGUUUAAAAUAAAAAGUGUCAUAAGAAGCACUUAAUUUACAAUAACUGAGAAUUCUAAGAAAAGCCAUGGAUUCGGAUUCACAGUAUACUCCUGGAAAGAUAAGUAUCUCUGAAAGAUUCAUCCGUUCAGGGAAAAAGGCUGUUGAGAAUAUAGAUUACCCACACUACUGGAAUCUCUUAAGAAAAAUAAACAUGCCUUUUGUGAAAGGUGUUGAAGAUAGACAUAACUAUUGCAGAAUUGAAAAGAAAUGCAACCCUGUGUUUCUUAAAUUUCACCCUUAUCCCUCUUCAGACCUACCAGACUAUCAUUUACACUAUCCUUAUCCCCCACCAUAUGGGCCACAUUACCCAUUAUUUCCACUUCGAGAUGAUGUGCCCUUAGGUGAUGUCUGUUCUGGGUUUAUGAGUCCUGGCGGUGAUGCUGAUUUAAAGCCUGGUUUUGGCAGAACCAUACCAAACCUGGUAGAUUUCAGUGAUGUGAAACCUCAACAUCGAGUUCCCAGACCAGACUCAGGAUUUCAGGCAACACUAAAAAGGCAAAAAAAUAUAUUAGAAGAACUAAAACAGGACAGGAGAUGGAAUUCCAGAGCAACACCAGAUAUUUCCAUCAGAGCAAGACUUGGAGGUAAGAGAACAAAGUCAUCUUCAUUGAAUUACAGUGUGAACAGGCCCCAUCAUGUUGCAUAUGGCAGAAUCUGCUUCUUGAAGGAUGAUGAGGAACCAGAUAAACAGUCAAGCAAGAGAUAUAAUGCAAAAGAUUCAUUUUACAAGUCCUCUACACAAAAAGCUUAUGAGGUUGUUCCAUGGGACAAGAUGCUACCACCAAAACUCAAUCCAGAAGAAACAACAUUGGAAAAAGCUGCUGACCUUAUCUCACAAUGUUUUACACAAAAAAGAUAUGAAAGCAAACCAGCAAUAACACAGAUGGUUGGUGGACUCUGGGAUCGAUUUCAAACAAGACCUUUGUUGGCAUCAGUAAAACCAACUACUUUUGUGAGCCCAUGUUCUAGAAGCAAAUAUAUUCCACUCUAUACCGGAUGUGUACAAUCUGCAAAUGAUGAUGAUAUUGACAACCCUUUUGGAGACAUCACAUCUCUAGCCAAACCUCGGAGCUCCAGAGCAAUUUAUACAAAUACAAGUCGAACUGCAAAUAUUCCAGGAUAUACUGGUAAGGUUCAUUUCACAGCCACUCACCCAGCAAAUUCUGAUAUUCCAGCAGCAACCCCAUCUUCAGAUUCAGAAGUGCACCACAUCCUACGGAAAGAAAUGGAAUUUGACCUCUUUCAUCGUCAGGCACCGCUGUCUCGAAUGGUCACAACUGUCGGACCCUACAAUCCCUUCAAUAAGAAGGAAAAAGAAACUGUAGUCUACUGAAAAAGAACUUCAGUCUCUAGGAAGGCAUUAUGGAGAGUACAAUGGGGAAAUAAAAGGUUUGGGCAUUUUUGA